GUACCGGGGUGGGCGCGCGCGUCAAACUGAGCCCGAGGUCGCAGGGCCUCAGCGCUUUGUCUCCCCGACUGAACCAGGCCGGGGUGGGUGUGAACCUCCGCCCCGCCGACAGCGAACAGGGUUUGUGGCGUAAAUCCAGGCCUGUGGCCUGCCCCACCUCUUGGUAGUAGGCCCGCUUCGUCAAAUUCGAACGCGUGAAACCAUAGGACCGGCCUGAGGUGGGGGGCGGGGGUAAUCGUGCCCUCGCUCUCCUGGUAUUUUUAUUCCAGGAGUGGGGUGGGUGAAGGGGUUCAGUCCGAGUGAACUCCGUGCAAACCUGCUCGUUUAAUUGCCCAACCCCCCCCCCCCCGGUGUCUCGGGACAUGUCCGGGCACAGCUCCCGGUGAUUCAGCCACCGCUCGGCUUGACGCAGCUGUUUGUGUUGGGUGGACGAGUCAUGCUCAGACAUGUCAAGACGGCGAAACCUCCUGCGAAGGGAGUCGCCCUGACUUGCCCUCCCCCCCCGUUCCUUCCGUCAGGUGGGGUUUAAAAGGGGAACCUCAAUACAUUCUCUACAGAAGUGGAGUUUGGCUAACACGGCGCCUUCUGUUUUAAAGCGAGUUGAUUAGUAUCUUUCCAUCCCCCCCUUCCCCAUUGAAAGAUGUACAAGGGACGAAUCUUGUCUUAAAAGGAAUAUUCGGAAAUAUGGCAACCAACGGAUCGGCAACCUGCCUCGGCACUUCACAAGAUGAUCAAGUACUAAAUGAAGAUCAGGAAAGUCAGGACAUUGUAUGCCAUGCUGUCAAAAAAUUUGACAUCUGUGAACCAUGAAGAUUCGAUAAAUGAUCUCAACCUUGGAAAGAUUACCAACCAGCUUGGGGGCGAAGAUUGUCUCGUGACAGUAAUGCCAAAUGAUGGGAAUGCAUGCACAUCAUGCAAUGUUUCCUAUUCUCCUGCUGCAGGUAGAAGAUCCAACUGCAGUGACUCUGAUAAUGACGUCUCAUCUGAUGAGCAGUUUUACAAUAGACGGCGAAAACGACAUAGAUCAGAUAGCAUUUCCCUCCAUUGGGAUGAUCUGUCUUUGUGUCUGAUAAGCAAGUUGCGUCGUGAACGUGGAAACAGUGAAUCAUCAGAUUCUCCCAGUCAUCUGGAUAUUCAUGUUGGUACAGAAGGUGAAGACUCCAGUGAUAAGUUCAGCGUUGAGUUUGAAGUUGAAUCCGUUCACUCUGAAGAUUAUAGUGAUUUCAGUGAGGAUUCACAAGACGGAAGUGACGAAGAGAUUUAUGAAGUUGCUAUUUUUGAAGCUGCUGACAGUGAUGAGGGCACUUUUAUUGAAGAAAUUGAUCCAGAAAUAUCUGAAGCUGAUUAUUGGAAAUGUUCCAAAUGUGAAGAGCUGAAUCCUCCACUGCCACGACACUGUCAUCGAUGCUGGUCUGUCCGCCAAGAUUGGCUUCCUGAUAAACCUAAAAUCCAGCAGUCUGACAAGGAGCAGGAUGAAGGUAUUGAUGUUCCUGAUUGCAAGAAGCCGCCACUUGAGUCAAAGGAAUCAAACUGCUCAGAUUUGAUCAGUGAGGCUUCUCAUUGCUCAGAGUCACAAGAAACUGAGUGCUCACAGCCUUCUACAUCUGGUAGCUUCCACUGCUGCAGCCAGGAAAUGGAAAAAGAAAAUGGAGAGAAAGGCGAGUUGAACACUUUGGGACCUCUGGAAGCUUGUGUUAUAUGUCAGGCACGACCAAAGAAUGGUUGUAUUGUUCAUGGUAGGACAGGCCAUCUUCUCGCUUGUUACACUUGUGCAAAGAAGCUGAAAAAAAGAAACAAACCAUGUCCUUUGUGCAGAGAGCCAAUCCAACUGGUUGUGUUGACCUACUUUAGUUAAAUGUAUUUAUUUAUAGUUGGUUUAGAUUUAACUUUUCAUAAGAUGGACACAUUGCGGGGGGGGGUGGGAGGUGAAAAUAGAAUGACUACUGUUUUAAGUAGCACUCCAUAUUGGCUAAAUUUUACGACCAUAAUAACUUAUUUUGCCAUUGACAUCAGUAAAUGUAUUCAUUUAAGUUAAUUAAAGGUGACCCUCCAACUAUAAUGUUCUUUAUGUUAAGGCAAGUACUUGAUUUUUUUAAAAUGAGCUUUCUUAAUUUGUGUUUAGAGCAUUUGGCAAUAUUCUAACAAUGUAAGAUUCUGUUGCGGUAAUAAGAACUUCCUGAAAAAUGUCACUUUCCAUUAAUAGGAUUAACAGUAUUAAUAAUUUCCUUCUCAUCUAGUUUAAAUUUCUUGCUUUGAUUGCAGUUAUUAAUAUAAAAGUUUUAUAGGGUUGCAAGUAUUUCUCUUUACUAUUUCUGUUCAGUUCUAACCAAAAUAAUUGUAUCAAUGAACAUCCCCAACUCCCUUGCUGUAUGCACAGGUUAGCUUAUGCUUGUACACAGAUUUGUAUAGUGCCUUUUGCACACAAGUGCUUCAUAGUCAAAUUGAGUACUUUUGAAGUAUAGUCUUCUGUUGUAAUGUAUCAAAACUAUAAUUUAUUUAAUGUUGAUGUAUAAUUUCUUGAAUCAGUGUAAAUUUAUAUUUCUAACUUAAGGUUGAGAGUCUUCGUAACUUGAUGAGUUGGAAAGAUCCAUUUCUAACACUCUGGAAAGCCUCUUCCAUUUUUGCCUUCUGUUGCUCAACCACACUGCACUACAAUUUAACCAAGAGAGCCGUUCAUAAUUGCACUCAACAAAAUGAGAUGCUACUAGAAUCAAAGAAUGUUACAUUUAAGUAGAUGAGCGUUACCUUGGACCACUUUUGCACAUUUGAAUAGUUGUUUUCACUGCUGUAUUGGUGAGUGACUAGGGCAACAUUGCCACUGUGGGAAGUGCCUGGUACAGAGACAGCCAAGAAAGAGAAAAUAUCAGGGGAGAUUUUUUAACAACUUUAUUAAAGGGCUGCAUCACCAUGUGCAGAAAAUUUUAUGGAAUUUUGUCAUGUUCCAGAAAAAUAACUUUCUUCUGUCUUUUACUCUGAAAAAUCUGUAAUUCUUAGUAACUAUUGCAUUGUCACAAAACAAUGCUUUAAAUUUAAAUCAAAUGGCUGUUUUCAUUACAAAUAGGAAUUUGUCAAAGCUGAUGUUUGAUAUCUGCUGUUAUCACACUGGGUUUGCUCUUACUAAUUCUCUGAUAUAGUCCAUGGGUAACCUAUUGAUCAGUCACUUAUAUAAACAUUAGUAAAUAUUCUAAUGAGAUUAUAAAAUCCAGAAAUGUUUAAUAUCGUUGAGCUCCUGAAUGACUCCCCUUUUGUAAAGCUAACAUGUAAUUCUGUAAGAGGACAGGAGAAUUCUAUGUCUUCUCUGUCUGCAAUAGCAGAUUUUUAUCUAGCUGCUGCACUUGACCCUAGUGAAAAAUUGGUUGUGAUUUCUGAUAUCACCCAUCAUAUAAAUAUGUACUUUACAGCAUGAUUGAGCUUGGCUCCUGAUUAAAUAAUCUUCUAAUACUGCUUAUUUUGGUGACAAAUGAAGAAUGGCCAUUUGGGCAAAGUACCAGAGAACAAAUGGAAAUGUAUCUGAGUAGCAGUCAGUGCCUUCGGGAGAAAAACUAGUUAUUGGAGUGGGGUGGGGGGCUACGGGGUAGAAACUGAAAUAUCACCAAGUUCCAAACUGUUGUAAUGUGGAAAUACUUGUUCAGCUAUUGUCCAGAUAUUGCUCAUUCACAAUUGCACUAUUUCCUUAAUUACAAAACAUUGCGUGACUUUUUUAGGCCAUCCAGCAUAAGUUGAUUUAUGGCUGUGUCCCCUCCACAGUUGUGAAACUGGAAUGAUUACAAAUUGGGAGGUGCUUCCUGAAGUAGGUCAAAGUACUGUAGAAUGAGUUGAGAAAUCAGUUUUUGUUAAGUUUUUUAAUUGUUCAGCAGAGUUAGUGGUUAAUCGAUGGAGCCAAAAUUGUUAAUUGCUGUUAACUGAUUUUGAGAUAUGAAUUAAAGUGAGAAGUUUUUAAAGGUUUUUCCUAAGAGUAAGAGAUGGAUAGGAUUAGAAAUAGCUUCACAGCAUAGAAUGAUUGAGGGAAGAGCAACUUGAGUUUAAAUUCCAGUCGAUAUGAUUGCUUUUCCCUUAAAGAUGUCCUUUGCUAGAGAGUUAGUAACACAAACUACUAUUAAUAGUAGACAAAAUAGCAUUUACAUAGCCCAUCAAAAAGUUUCAAUCUCAUUAAGGGUAAAGGCUCAAACAUGGCUAGAGAAUUCACAGGCUCAUUCUUAAUGAAGUCUUCAAAGAGAAAUUGCUGACCUUGGUUGUAAUGAGCAGGCCUUGGUCAGAACACUAUCUGCCUUGGGAGUGAGGGGCAUAUUGCAUUGUGAACAACCUGGACUGUUGCCCCCUAUUUGCAUUGGUAGAGACCUUUUGAGCAGUGAGAUAUGGACAGAAUAGAGCAAUUCCAGAAAGGUGAAUACUUUUUAUACUACCUUUUUUAAUAUUGCAGACCAUUUCAAGAAAUAGCUCUGUAAUAGUCCUGUUUUCCAGUGCUGUGAAUCUCAUUUCCUACUGGGUUAGAUCACACAAUGAACAGUAGAAAUGGAAAUGUUGAAUGGAGGAAAGUUGGAAAAUGGGCACUUUUGCAUAUGUGUAGUUGAGUUGUGCCUACCAUUUUAGUUAUCAGGCAUCCAAAAAGUUCAAGUGGCCAGCAAGGAAAACAUCUACCUGUCACCAGACAAAGUAGCCAUCUGUGUUUCCAAUGUAGUGUACUCACUGAUUGCUCUGAAAAAAACCUGGUUUAGAUGACUGAACCUCCCUGGAGUAAGCAUUGCCACCUCAGUUCUAUAGUUCAGCUUCAGUUGGUAAAAAGAUUUAAAGUAUAUGCAAUAUAAAAGGGAACCUUGCCUGUGUGAGCAUUUUUGACUCUUGUAUGAAGGGAUGUUGCAAUAUGGAGAGAGAGCAGAGAGUUGUCCCUCUUGUGUUUUUCCCAUUUUCCACCUCCCACCCUGUCUGUGACCACCUCUCAACUCGAGACACUUAGACUUAAAUUCUCAACAGAAAAGUUAAUUUUUCUAGGUUGUCAGCUAGAAGCAUUCAUGAGAAUUGGUCUUCCAUCUGUAAUAAAAACCAACUUCUAAUUGAUGGCUACAAUAAUAUUCAAGCAUUACUAAGUAAAUUUGUUACCUUCAGAUGUUAAUCCUGAACUUGGCACAGGAAACCUGUUGGUACGUGUUCACUAGAACAUAGCUGAUUUAGAAAUUGAUCCAUUGGCCAUGUGAUGCACCCUCAUCAAGAAAGAGUCUGGCUUUGGACUAUUGCAACCUAUUGCUUCGAGGAGCCUCUGAAGUUUUAAGUCUUCUUGACAAAGUGAAAACAAGUUUUGCAUAGCUAUUGAUAAGAUAAGAUUUAUUUUCCAUAUUUGAGUAUAAAGUCAACAAUUUGCACCCUGUCCAUUUUAUUUUCUUUGGAAUUAUUAUUGCAGCUUUAUGAUGCACGUAGAAGUGAUACAAGCUUGUCUAAAAUGGCAACCAUUUAACAAAAAUAGGGUUGGUGGUCAUUCUAAUACUUGAAUAAUUGAUUUUAAUAUUUUGAAAUUUAUCUACCUUUUUUAAUAAAACACCUCUGGCAUGAGUUCACUUAUUUCAGACCUGGCAUUUGCAUUGAUUAGUUAAACUAUUGUGUAUGAUAGUUUAGAGAAUGUAUUAAAUAUAUUUUGUACUGAAUAUAGGAACUUAAUAAAAAUAUAUUUAAUAUAAAA
Molecule: messenger RNA, 5671 nt
Organism: Carcharodon carcharias (great white shark)
Lineage: Eukaryota; Metazoa; Chordata; Chondrichthyes; Lamniformes; Lamnidae
Gene: mdm2
Product: MDM2 proto-oncogene
Exons: 8
Coding region: 743-1855 (370 amino acids)
Biological process (GO): regulation of cell cycle; negative regulation of apoptotic process
Cellular component (GO): nucleus
Molecular function (GO): identical protein binding; ubiquitin protein ligase activity
Source: RefSeq, a predicted model, not a curated record